Messenger RNA from Penicillium riverlandense, 1506 nucleotides. RefSeq names its product sulfatase family protein. Bases 1 to 1506 code for a protein of 501 amino acids. NCBI's taxonomy places the organism in Eukaryota, Fungi, Ascomycota, Eurotiomycetes, Eurotiales, Aspergillaceae. The record is from RefSeq and is a predicted model, not a curated record. The transcript has 5 exons. Gene Ontology annotation, biological process: glycosaminoglycan metabolic process. Gene Ontology annotation, molecular function: glycosaminoglycan binding; N-acetylglucosamine-6-sulfatase activity.
AUGAAGUUUGCAGCAUCUCUACUUGCCUGUCUUUCCAUGAGCGCAGCGGCCUUGGCCGCUGAGCAGAAGCCAAACUUUGUGAUCAUCCUCACCGAUGACCAGGACCUUCGUAUGGAAUCGAUGGCAUACAUGCCCUUGGUAAAGAAGCAUCUCACCGACCAUGGGAUGUGGUUCAACCACCAUUAUGCGACAGUUGCAUUGUGCUGCCCAUCGAGGGCAAGCAUGUGGACUGGCAAGGCGGCACACAACACUAACAUUACAGACCUUGCUCCCCCUUACGGUGGAUAUCCUAAAUUCAUUCAUGAGGGAUUCAAUGAGAAGUGGCUACCAGUGUGGAUGCAGGAGGCCGGGUACAAUACAUAUUACACGGGCAAGCUAAUGAACGGGCACACGAUUGAUAAUUACAAACACAAGCUCAAGCAGCUUAGUCUGGACGGUCAUGACUUCAUGAUUGAGCCUGGGACAUAUCAAUACACCAACGCUACAUUCCAGCACAAUCUCGACGAACCCAAGUCUCACCCAGACGAGUACGCCACGGAUCUCCUUGCAGAGAAAUCACUGGCCUGGAUUGAUAAAGCCACUAAGCACAAGCAUGGCAAACCCUUCUUCCUAGCCAUCAACCCGGUCAACCCGCAUAACAAUUUAAACUGGAGCGAAGGCUGGACUCCGCCAGUGCCUGCAAAGAGACACGAGAAUGGUUUCCCAGGGGCUCAAGUACCACGAAAGGCUUCCUUUAAUCCUGAUAAGCCAAGCGGAGCCAGUUGGGUAAGAAGUCUCGACCAACUGAGCGGAACCAAGAUCAAAGAAAAUGAUAACUUCUACCGCCGCCGCCUACAAGCCCUACAAUCCGUCGAUGAGCUUGUUGAGAAAAUUGUCAAGCGUCUGGAGCAUCAUAAAAUACUGGAUAAUACAUACAUCAUAUACACAAGCGACAAUGGCUUCCAUAUCAGCCAGCACCGACUGACUCCCGGAAAACGGUGCCCCUACGAGGAAGACGUCAACGUUCCCCUCAUUAUCCGGGGACCAGGUGUGCCGAAGGGUAAAACAGUUGAUUUUGUCACGUCGCAUUUGGACCUUGCGCCUACUAUCGUGAACUGGGCCGGUGCGAAGGGGCCGGGUGAUUUUGAUGGUGCUUCUAUUCCAAAGAAUGGGCAGCCUGGUACCGAGGAGCCCUGGGAACAUGUUGAGAUUGAGCAUUGGGGGAUGGUCUCGAAUAAGAAACAGUCGAGACUGAAGGAUAAGUUCGAUACUUACAAAGCUGUGCGUGUUAUCGGCCCAAGGUAUAACUUGUAUUACUCUGUAUGGUGUGAGGGCGACCAUGAGGUGUAUGAUAUGACGUUUGACCAAUUCUAUGAGAAGCAGAAAAAGGUUAAGUGGGAGCAGUGUGACCGCGGCUACCGUAUUGACAACGAGAUGCCUAUCGAGUACUUGGCCUUUGGGGAUUAUGUGUCGGUUGAGGGGCGUAAUAUGGAGGCUAUGGCUAAUUGGGAGAUGUUCACUGAUUAG